This is a messenger RNA of Eurytemora carolleeae, 988 nucleotides long. Its product is annotated as kelch-like protein 12. The record is from RefSeq and is a predicted model, not a curated record. NCBI's taxonomy places the organism in Eukaryota, Metazoa, Arthropoda, Copepoda, Calanoida, Temoridae. The transcript is spliced from 7 exons. The coding region runs from base 289 to 906 and encodes 205 amino acids. Gene Ontology annotation, molecular function: protein binding.
CAGCAUGACAUCCAGCAGCACCUCUUCAAGUCAGCAUCAUUGCAAAAACUGACUCUCCAGUGGGAGGCUGCGUGUUAAACAGCCCCUGGCUAUCAAUGCCUCCCCGUCUCAAGUUUCAUAAAUAUGUUUUUAAUUAUGAUAUUUUCUAUGUUUUCAUAUCCCUGUGAUGUGGCAAUAGGAGAUAUUGGUUUUCUAGAAGGACUAGGAGCUGCAGUUCUGAAUGGACAGAUUGUUUAAUGCGGGGGAUGGGAUGAUGGAUACCUCAGAAACUGCUUCAAGAAUGAGGGAAUGGACUGGAUAGAGUUUAAAAGUAUGAAUGUGGCUAGAGCAUACUUUACCCUGACUACACUAGGAGACAAGAUACUUGCUGCAGGAGGAUAUACUGGACAGGAGAGACUUGCUACAGUGGAGGUGUUUGAUGGAUCCUCCUGGAAGCUUCAAAACUAUGAAUUAACAUCUGCAAGAAGUGGUCACUGUGCUGUUCCUAUCAGUGAGAGUCAAGUGAUGCUGAUUGGAGGAGGAUCUAACGACAUUUUAUCUCUUGUUGAAGUCUACAGUAUUGAAGAGGGAUUUAUUGCAGAGCUUCCAUCAAUGCCAACUGCAAGGUAUGACCUAGCAUGCAGCAUGUUUAAUGGAGAAAUAUGGACAGCUGGGGGAAACAAUGGUAUAAAUGAACCUCUAGAUAUUGUAGAAGUCCUCACACUGUCUACAAACACCUGGAGGAGUGGUCCUAAGCUGACCAGAAAGAGAUGGUAUCUACCAAUGGAGGUGUUGGACAACAACCUGGUAGUAUUUGGAGGGCGGGGAGGUGCAGACAGCCUGGAGAUCCUUGAGGAAGAAGCCUGGAGGGAGGAACCUCUGCAAUAUGACCAUUUUCUACAUGCCUCUGUAUCAAUUACUUGUUGAUACAGAGAUGAUACAGUAUGUUCAUUCUAUUGUAACUUAAAUUAAUAAUUUGAUUAAAAAUAUUGUCUUUUCUAAAAAUAAA